Messenger RNA from Penicillium salamii, 3996 nucleotides. The record is from the annotation of a GenBank genome assembly. NCBI's taxonomy places the organism in Eukaryota, Fungi, Ascomycota, Eurotiomycetes, Eurotiales, Aspergillaceae.
AUGACUAGGCUCCGCGGAGGUUCGAUGGAUUCUCCAGACACCGCGCCGUCCUCCGGCCACAGACGAUCGCACAGUUAUCGGUCAAAGCUUCCGUCCAAUGCACCUGAGGUUAUAAAGCAGAAUACCAUUGAAGUCUCAGACCCCUCGCGAGUGCUUCCACGCUAUCGAGAUGACCGAAGACGCAAAUUCAACGGGUUGGUGCGAAGAUAUAAGGCGCAACUACUUCAUGGCUGUGACAACCCCGGCUGCCGAAAUCCCACGUGUGCGAGUAGUCGCCGGAGAACCAGCGAAGGCCCAUAUCGUCGAUAUACCGAUUUGAGUGCGCGGACUCUCGCUUGCUAUCUAGCUAGCUUGGACAAUGCGGAGGCCGGCUUAUGCCUCAACACACUCAAACCCACGUCGCAAUUUGAAUCGUUGGAUCUGCAUCACAUUUCCCUGCGCCGAGCUCGAUUCUUCCAGAUGGAGGAAGCCGGGAUCUCGACGUCGCCAAACGCACCCCCAGAAGGUGGAACACACACAACACAUCAGAUUAGCCCUCCAAAAUAUACCCCACGCCCAACAGGCGCUCCGAAAAUAGCGUCGCCGACUGUCAGGAGCAACAGCCAGCAGGAGCUUGAUCGCAUUCAAUGUGAACAAGUCGAUCGUAUGCCGGGGCUGGAGCCCAAGGACCCCAAAUCCUUUACGCAGAACUUGUUCGAUACACUUUCGCUCAGGAUGGUUGAAUGGCUACCCCUUCGUCGCCCAACAGGUCCUUCUGAGCCAAGGAUUGAUCUUCAACCCUCGCGGGCUACGAGUCCAUUUGCGGUUGCGAAAGAUGCUCUCGGCGACAAGACAAAAGACAAGCCAAAAAGGGAAGAAACGAGAUCUAUGAAAUCAAGUCGCUCAGAUUCCCAACCUCGUACCCCGUCAUCCCGAACAUCAGGGUCUCAGCCAGCUGCAGUAGAAGUCAAGGUCCAAAACCAACAUGUCAAACGAGUAUCAAUACCCGAAGUUGAAAAUUGGCAUCAAAGUCCAAGAACAAGUCUCGAGGAGAAAAGGAAGCCGGAGUUCAACAAGAUGAUUCCAGUGGGCACGGAGGAAUUUCAUCCCCUCCCCUCCCCUCCAGCAUUAAAGCACCGUCCGCAAAAGCAUCGUGGAAGGAUCGACGAAGUCGAGUCCAUCCCUCUGAAAGAUAGACGAAAAAGCCAACGACGUGUUUCUUGGGACAGUGAGAAGUUGCUCAAUGAGAUUUCUCCUGUGAAGAGCCCAGCAGGCACACAUAUCAUGCCUCCCCCUUCUUCACCACCCUCUCCUCCCCCUUAUUCCUCUCACACUCUAAGCGGACACAACCCAGAACAGGUCUCCGUUGAAGAGCUUCCAGACAUCAUCCCGCUCGCCCAAACCAUCACUCACCUUACCCCGGACAUCAUCCAUGGCCUCUCCAAGGUGUUGAUACAAACAGAGGAUGACGCAGAUGCUUGGAGAGAAGAACUUGAUCAUAUCCAAUGCACUGGAAGCUUUGAACAACCGGAAUGGCGCUUCGCUACUCUGCGACAGCGCGAAGCAUUUCCCUUCAUCGCCCAAAGCACAUUCUACGUGCUAAGUAGUCCUCAGCAAAUAUUGCGUUCGUUUGGUACCGACUCUGGAAAUACGAACGGAGCCAUCUCCAAUCGUCUGGAUGUUUCGCACCUGCGUGUGUCAUUGCAACGCCUGUUUUCGGUUUGCCCGUGGGAUGUUGCUCUACACAGCGUGUGGAGCUCCUUAGAUACACUCUUUAUUCCUCCUAAUGGAUUCACUUCCUCUGGACGACCCUCUCGCCGAUCUUCUCGAAGCUCCACCAUGUCUGGGCCUGCAUCCUCGGUUGUUCCCCGCCGCAUUUCUGCGUCCGCCAACGAAGAUUAUUUGUCCGAUCCCGACGCAGCGUACAUCUCAACAAUUGCGUUGUUUACAUUGGUCAGCUCCAUGCCAAAGAUCGACUCGGUGACAUGGCGAGCAGUCGCACAAAUGCGCGCUAAUGGUUCCGUUGCCUCAUUCUCGGACAUGGGCAAGCUCCCGUCCCAGAAUGCCGAGCAAGCUGUCGAAGUGACGGACAGGUUCGAACAUGAGUUGGGCCUGCGCUUGAUCGCCCGGCUUGUGCGAGUCAUCACUGCACGACUGGCAUAUCAUGAGAUCUCGAAAACACGCUACGCAUAUCAAGUCGAUCAGCCCAAACAGCGCAGGACGAGCGUGUUAGACCGCGUGUUAGACUACCUCAGUGAGCAAUACAACUCGCAUGUCACCAGCGGCAAUGACUCUGACGAUUCAAUCACCCCGGCGGUGCUCAUCGUUGAAUGGCUUCGGACUCUCUUCUUACGUGAAUGGGAUGGCAACCCAGAUAUGGCUCGCAGUAGCCCUGCCGGUGGUGCGGUUCAGAUCCUUUCAUCUAUGUACAAAGCACGAGCCAGACUUGGUCUUUCUUCUGAAGAUUUCCACACCCCCCUUCUCACAGAGCGGCUGGACCCUCUGGACAUGCCUGUGGCAUGGGUGGGGAGAACUUCAAAUAACCGAAGGAUGCAUCUCUUGUCAUAUUCAUUCCUCUUCCCCCCUUCCUCCCUUGUCAUCUACUUCCGUGCCUUGAACUAUUCUGCCAUGACAAAGUCUUAUGAGGCUGCCAUGACCACCACUAGACAUGUCACCCAGACAGCUUUCGGUGCUAUUCAAAUUCCGGAUGACCCUCGACUCCUCACUCGUUUGAAAACAUCCAUGUCAACAUAUUUUGUUCUCGCUGUGCGCCGCGAUAACAUACUUUCCGAUGCCCUCAGUCAACUGUGGCGACGUGAAAAGCGAGAACUUAUGCGACCACUGAAGGUACAGAUGGGCAUGGACGAAGGAGAAGAAGGGCUGGAUCAUGGUGGUGUUCAACAAGAAUUCUUCCGCAUCCUCAUGGGUCAAGCCUUUGAUCCAUCCUAUGGCAUGUUCACGGUGGAUAUUCGACAUCGGGUGUCGUGGUUCCAGCCCUGUUCACUAGAGCCGCUCUAUAAAUUCGAACUCAUCGGAUUGUUGAUGUCCAUCGCAAUUUACAAUGGCCUGACACUUCCACUCAACCUCCCUAUCGCUUUCUAUCGCAAGGUUUUGGGGUUGAAGGUGAAGCAUUUGGACCACAUUGAGGACGGCUGGCCCGAACUCAGUCAGGGCCUGAACACUUUACUGACAUGGAAUGACGGCGAUGUUGAGGAUAUCUUCACUCGCACCUACGAGUUCAGCUUUGAGGUCUUUGGAAGCAUUCAGACUAUAGAUAUGCACAAGGUCGGCCGUGAUGCUGCGUGGCCUGCCAAACCAAAGAAUAAUUCAAAAGCGAAGGGCAGUCAAAAUUCUCGCAACUCUGCAUAUCCUGUUCCAUCCAAACCCAUUAUAGCGGACCCCACCAACGCCACAACCUCUCAUUCCAACUCACCUGAACCUUCCAAGUCAGAUGCUGAGGGCUUUUCUCGGUCCCCAACACCUUCACUGGAUGAAGCCGCUCUUGUGACCAACCAGAACCGACACCAGUUUGUCAAAGACUACAUCUUCUGGCUCACGGACAAGUCUAUUCGACCACAAUUUGAGGCAUUCCAAAGGGGUCUUAGCACGUGUUUGGACCGAUCAGCUCUGUCCAUAUUCUCCCCUGAAGCACUCAAAAUGGUCGUGGAAGGAAUCCAGAGCAUCGAUGUUCAGGAGCUGGAGAAGCACACCCGGUACGACGGUGGCUUUGGGCCGAAUCAUCGCGUGAUUCGUGAUUUCUGGAGCAUUGUCCAGGACUAUCCAAAUGAAAGGAGAGCUCGAUUGCUUGAGUUUGUGACUGCUAGUGACCGUGUUCCUGUCAAUGGAGUCUCGAGCAUCAUGUUCGUGAUCCAAAAGAACGGUGUGGGUGAUCUGCGGAUUCCUACAAGCUUGACUUGCUUCGGGCGUUUGCUUCUACCGGAAUAUUCAUCUAGGGAGGCAUUGGCGGAGAAACUCGAGAAAGCCCUUGACAAUGCCCAAGGGUUUGGCGUUGCAUGA